Messenger RNA from Mytilus trossulus (common blue mussel), 2751 nucleotides. RefSeq names its product cholesterol 24-hydroxylase-like. Gene Ontology annotation, molecular function: iron ion binding; heme binding; cholesterol 24-hydroxylase activity. Lineage: Eukaryota; Metazoa; Mollusca; Bivalvia; Mytilida; Mytilidae. The transcript is spliced from 14 exons. The record is from RefSeq and is a predicted model, not a curated record. Gene Ontology annotation, biological process: cholesterol catabolic process. The coding region runs from base 39 to 1613 and encodes 524 amino acids.
UCUGGGAAACCAAAUUGCAGUAUGAAAACCUACAACUGAUGGUGGAUUUUAACACCACAGAGAAAGAUUUUGUUGUGACAAUGUUUCCAGAACAAAUUUUAGUCUAUUUUCCUUAUAUUCUUGCUGCCUUUAUGACCUUUCUUGCAGUAUGCAUUGCAUAUGCUGCCUAUCGCAUCAAUCAGCUUCACAAAAUGUAUGACCACAUUCCAGGACCAGAAAGAACAAGUUUUUGGACUGGAAAUUUGAAUUACAUUACAACAGCAGACAAGGAAGGAAAACAUUUUGGAGAUUUGUUACUUGAUUUAGUAAAGAAGUAUGGACAUACAUUUAAAUUGAUUCUGAUUUUUAAACCAUUAGUGGUUUCAGUAAACCAAGAAGCAGUUAAGGAAUUGUUAGUAACUGGUGGUCACAGGAAGUCAGAUGAUAUCUAUAAAAGAGCAAGCAAAGUAUUUGGAAAAAGAUGUCUUGGUAAUGGACUUGUGACAGAAACCAACAAUGAAAAAUGGAGCCUUAAGAGAAAUCUAAUGAAUCCAGCAUUUAAAAGAGAAUACUUGAUUGAAUUGAUGGGUCCCUUUAAUGAAUGUGUUGAUAAAUUGAUUGUCCAGUUACACAAACUUGCUACUGACCAAUCACCAGUCUGUAUGAUGACACAGUUUUCCAGGACAACGUUAGAUGUACUGUCCAAGGUAGCUUUUGAUAAAGAAGUCAACAGUUUGGAAAAUGAUGACAACCAGUUCCCUACAGCCAUAAGAGGUAUAAUGGAUGGAAUGUCUAUAAAGAAACUAUCACCAUAUGUACAAAAUAGUCCAACUUACUGGUUCUAUAGAAGAAAAGUAAGGAAGAGUGUAGAACUGAUAAGAGAAACAGGCAAACAAUGGAUAAAGGAAAGAAUACAGGCUAUUAACAAUGAUGAGACUGUUCCUAAUGACAUUCUAACACACACAGUUAAAAUGAUGGGUGAAAACACUGAUCUGGAUUUUGAAGAAAUUAUUGAUGACUUCUGCACUUUUUUCAUAGCAGGACAAGACACCAUAUCAACUGCAACAACAUUUGCUGUGAUGUUCUUAGUGCAGAAUCCAGAUAAAAUGAAGAAACUUGUUGAUGAUAUUGAUACUGUUGUUGGAUCCAAAGCUAAGAUAGAUUAUAAUGACUUAGGAAAGAUGAACUAUUUGGACAUGGUAUGGAAGGAAACUUUACGACUCUAUCCACCAAGUAUAUCCACUGUAAGAAUGACAGAGAAGGAUUUUGUCAUUGAUGGAAUUUAUAUUCCAUGUGGUACUGAUAUCAAUCUGAGUACAUACAUAAGUUCAAGACUUCCUGAAUUCAAUGACAGACCUUUAGAAUUUCUACCUGAAAGAUUUGAACCAGAUUCACCUAUAAGGCCCAGUAUCUAUACCUACUACCCAUUUACACUUGGACCUAGGAUCUGUUUAGGACAACAGUUUGCUAAGAUUGAAGGGAAACUCAUAUUGGCAAAGCUGUUUCAAAACUUUGAAGUGAGACUUGAACCUGGACAGUCAUUACAUGUUGUUUUGGAAUCUACCCUUAAAUUGAAGGAUGGGUUGAAAUGUUUCUUAGUACCACGGCUAAAGGAUAAGGAAAAUGACAAGUAACUACAACAGAUUUAUUUACAAAACUACAAAUGUUAAUUCUUAAGUUAAAUUGUGUCAAUGUUAACAAAAAUCACCAUUAUGAUGUUACAUUUGUAAACAGAGAAGAUGGUACAUUAUAGGGCAGCUUUUAAAUCUAGGAAAAUAUCAGAUAACAUCUUUUAUAAUUGUCACAAGAUAUAAGUUUCUAUAGAUUUAGAUUUUUCAUAUUUAUAUUUAAAAAAAAGAAAUCAUAUUAUGAAGUGUUUUGGGUAAGAGUGCAGUGAAUUUUUCAUAUUAUGUCAAUUGGCUGAUAUUUUGACUGUUUAAUAAUGGUCUACUUUAUGUGAAUGUUUUUCUUCAUUCAAAACAAUGUUACUAAAAGAAUUUUAAGCUUUCUUUGGUACUUUCAAGUAAAAAAGAAUACAAAGGUUGGUACUUUCAAGUAAAAAAAGAUACGAAAGUUAAGGGUGAAAGUUUUGAUAAUGUUAAAUUAUAUAAAAGAAAGUCUAUAUCUGAAAAAGCAAAUGAUACCUAAGGCCAUGGGCCAGAAACUUUCAAUGAAUCAGCAAUGAUCAAUAUAAAGUUAGCUCACUGAUAUUUGCUAUAAAGUUUCAUUACUAUCAGUACAGUCUCAUCUUUUUUAUCUUUUUUGAGGCCCUAUCCAUUAGAUCAUAUAUCCAUCCACACAUUAUAAAUCAUUUAACCCCAUCCAAACCCUCAGGAACUAAGUAGCUCAAAUAGCACCUAAUACAUCUCAGUUUGACAAUCAUUUUCCACUCUCUGUCAUGGUUUGGCAACAUUGAAUUAUUAUAAAUUCAGAAAUUAUUGCAUGCAUUUAUUAUUGCGAUUUGUCAUUUUAGACUUAAAUGUGAUUUUAAUUUUUUGCGUUAUUGAAAUAAUCCUGUUUAAUUCAUAUUAAAAUUUUAAAAAUACGAGUUUAAAUUAUUGGGAUUAUGACACACUUGCAUUUUUCGCAAUAAUAAUGUCGCAAUAUUUUCUGAAUUUACAGUAGUUAACCGUGUUGCUCUCUAUCAGAUUGUCUUAUUCUGAUUUUUCUGCCAACAGCAAGGCAUAUCUCUGAGUUAACUGUUUAUAAAUGUAUGAGUAUAUGAUUUAAACAAUGUUUCAAAAGUCAUUAAAUAAGUAUAUUUAUUUAUCU